CAGUUUUCAUAUUAAAUGAUCUUCUGCUCUCCGUAUCUGUCUUGUUUAUUUUAUUGUUGUAUCUACAAAGAAGUAGUAGUAUUGCGUUCUUGUUAUAAAAAAUCAAACUUUGUUUUUUUUCUGAGCAAUUUGAUUGCAAACCGAAAUUUCAGCACGAUACUCUAAUUAGUCUGAUACUUUUGUUGUGUUUCAGAUCUUGGAGCGAUAAGAUGUGUAUUUGAUUUGUUACACGUGACAAAUAUAUUUCAGCAGUGUUAUCAUUUUAUGCCUUAUGAAAAUGCACUGAAUUUUUCUCCUGCCUCAAAAAUGAGUGUCAAAAUCGUUUCAGAUGAUUUAAUUUUUAGCAAAAGUUGUGAUGAAGUAACGACUGUAAAUAGUAGUUCAGAAUGCUCAAGUGAUGAAGUGAAUUGCAAUAUAAUUAAAGGAAAUAAAUCCAGCUCAAGUUUGAAAGGAGACUUUAAAAACUGUUGUACAGAUAGUGUUUUUUCUAGCGAAGUUUAUGAUAAUUCUUCAGAAAAUAUCUCUUUCAAUAGUGAAUUAAACAGCGAGUCAAACGUAGAUUCUGCAUUUGAAAUUGUAGAGGAAAGUUCCCAGAAUCUGACUGAUUCUUGUACUGUUGUUGCUAGUGACAAGCUUGAUGAACACAAUGAAAGUGAAGGCAAAACAUCAUUGAAACACAAUUCCUCCUUUAAGAAAAAACGCAAAAAGAUUUUAUCUGCUCUUGCGGACGAAGACAUAAUUGCUCUUCGUCAAGCCGCAAUAUCGUCUGGAGGUCUUCUAACCGAUGAAAUUCGACGCAAAGUUUGGCCCAAGCUUGUGGGAGUUGAUGUAUUUGAGACAUCACCAAGACCAAGUCGUGAAGAAAUAGAGGAGCAUCCUUAUUACAGGCAAGUUGUUUUGGAUGUAAAUAGAUCUUUAAAACGUUUUCCACCAAGCAUUAAAGAAGUUCAAAGAUUAGCCAUGCUCGACCAGUUAGUGCUUCUCAUAAUGCGAGUUUUGUGUCGCCAUCCUGAACUGCACUAUUACCAAGGAUAUCACGAUAUCUGCGUUACAUUUUUGUUGGUCUUAGGUGAAGAAACUGCAUAUUAUGUCAUUGAAAAACUAUCCAGAACCCACUUAAGGGUAUUUAUGGAAAAAACAAUGGAGCCCACAAUAGAGCUACUUAGUUGCAUGUUUCCGCUUAUUGGUAAAAAAAGCCCUAAAUUGGCACAUUUCUUACAAAAAUCUGAAGUAGGAGUAGCUUAUUGCUUAAGCUGGCUUAUAACAUGGUUCGGCCAUGUUCUUAAUGACUACAAUGAUGUGGUUCGUCUGUUUGACUUUUUUAUAGUGUCACAUUCCUGGAUGCCAAUGUAUCUAACAUCUGUUGUUGUUUUGCAUCAAGAAUCUGAGGUGUUGACGCUUGAUUGUGAUAUGGCAUCAGUACAUUCCUUUUUAUCCAAAAUACCUGAUGAUUUACCUUUUGAAGACCUUAUACCUCAAGCACUUGAGUUGCAUAAAGCUUAUGCUCCUGAGAUUCUAUCCCUUGAGUGUCCAUUAUCCAAAGAGAAGAAGCUAAGACCCAAGCGAAAUGGAAUAAUGUAUUCAUUUUCUAAAACCCUUAAAACUUCUGUGCCUGUUCCCAGCUUCACAGUUCCGCUAGUCAUUGCAGCAGCUGUUUUAGUAACUGCUGUUUUGUAUCAAGCCUACAAGUAUUAAAUUAUGCUGUAUAAAAGGAAUUGAACUGCAUGUUAUUUUCUGGGACUAAAAGUACCUAUUGUAUAUUAAUUGUGUACUAUAAUGAUUUCAGCGAAUUGUUGCUGGUAUGUUAUUUGCAAUUUCCUUUAAUUACCUAUUAUGUAUUUUGUUACUUGCUGUAUAUUUUCUGUAAGGGCA
Messenger RNA from Uloborus diversus, 1872 nucleotides. RefSeq names its product TBC1 domain family member 20-like. Gene Ontology annotation, cellular component: endoplasmic reticulum membrane. The transcript has a single exon. Bases 265 to 1695 code for a protein of 476 amino acids. Gene Ontology annotation, molecular function: GTPase activator activity. Gene Ontology annotation, biological process: endoplasmic reticulum to Golgi vesicle-mediated transport; positive regulation of GTPase activity. NCBI's taxonomy places the organism in Eukaryota, Metazoa, Arthropoda, Arachnida, Araneae, Uloboridae. The record is from RefSeq and is a predicted model, not a curated record.